Messenger RNA from Boeremia exigua, 1116 nucleotides. RefSeq lists its product as uncharacterized. Lineage: Eukaryota; Fungi; Ascomycota; Dothideomycetes; Pleosporales; Didymellaceae. The record is from RefSeq and is a predicted model, not a curated record. The transcript has 2 exons. Bases 1 to 1116 code for a protein of 371 amino acids.
AUGUCUUCACCACUGCGCUUAUCUCUACCCGCACACACUACAUCACGUUACCGCAUACUUACAGCUAACGUUUACGUCUCUACCUUUCAAUUCAUCGCCGCGCUCCUGCUUCUGCUCAUGCUCCUGUGGCACAUCAGCACCAUCACGAUAAUCAAGAACUAUGAAAUGCCAUACUGGUGGGUUAAGAGCUUCCUAGUACUACAUGAAUGUGAAAGAACAGACCAAGUCAUGGGGACAGAGGAAAAGGACAGCCUCAUGGGUAGCAACGAUGACAUGCCCGAAUCAGUAGACAGCCAACAUCGAGAUCACGAAUCCUGCCACACGCAGUUGUCUUCGGCAGUCCAGGCUACAUUUUACAAAGCCAACGCAGAAGCAGUGUCAGUGCCAUGCGCUCUGCCAUACACGUAUCAUCCCUUUCUGCGCCCGCGUUUCUUGCCCUCGACUCAAAAUGUGCUACUCAGCAUCUUCGACUUCCUUAUGGUCGUUGUACUUGCCAGCCACACUGUGACCUACUUCGUCGGUCUGCCGACCGCGAUCGCUCUCUGCGACCCAUCGGAAAUUCGGGAUCUCGCUGAACAGAAGCUUGGUGAGGACCAAAUACCGUCCAUGGAGGACCGAAUACUGCUUGGUGAGCGGUGUGUUGGCUUGAACGUAGACAUUCACGUUGCUGGAGGUUUUGCAGUAUUCAUGGCAUUGGUGCUAGGACUAUUGCAUCUUGCUGCACUCGCGGUGCGACUGUGGGAGUGGAUCCAACUGGGUCGUCAAGAUGUCGUCAAGACGACAGAUAUGGGAGAGGGUCAGAAGACCGGAGGGUCAGAUCAGGACGAACGGAGAAAUGCCUUGUCCCUGAAAACUAGCACAUCUCAUCAAGCCAGUUCAACGGGAUACAGAGAGUCCACGUUGCAUACCGGCACAACCUCUCCAGCUGGUACGCACCGCAACGAUAUCUCAAUUGGCCCGGAGGAACGCAGCAUAGGCGUCGUAUCGGUGAAUUGGGGCGUUGACGGUACGGAAGAAAUGGUGAGGAGGCGCACAGCUCGAACAGAGAGGAGCGAAGAUUCCACAGUCGGCUCAAGAUGGGACGAGGUGUUUUUGGAGUGCCUGGUCGAUGCUUGA